This is a messenger RNA of Vespa mandarinia (Asian giant hornet), 1122 nucleotides long. RefSeq lists its product as uncharacterized. The record is from RefSeq and is a predicted model, not a curated record. NCBI's taxonomy places the organism in Eukaryota, Metazoa, Arthropoda, Insecta, Hymenoptera, Vespidae.
AGAAAGCGGAAAAUUCAAUACAAUAUCGACCGUAAGAGAUCUCUCUAAUCGUGAAAAUGUAUUUAAUAAUCGAAUAAAUAAAUAUAACAAUGAAUAAAAAGUAGGUAAAUAAAGUACAAUAUAUAUGAAAAAGCUAAGAAAAUAUAUGUUAAAACGAACUACUUUUUUUGUACUUUCGAGAUAUGCGAGAAUUGUAUCGAGGUACAAAUACAUAGUGUGCAUCUAUUCGUAUUUUGUCAGUAGCAACGGUUAGCAACGAGCACCGACGACGCUUCGUUUCAGAAAGAGAAUGCGGAUGUUCAAAGAGGAAUAUAACGAAACAGAAGAAAAUUUAAAUAUCUCUAAGAUGCGUCCUGAUUCGCGUAGCGUCUCGUUCACGUUCCAUCGUGAAGUUUUAAGUGUCAGAAAUUCACCGGAAUUGAUACGUACUUCCAAAAAUUUAAGACAACGUCUUCAAGAUCGUUUCGACAAAGAAAAAUCUAAUGAGUCUUCCAAACAGAAAGCUACUAAAGAGAAAGAUAUCACGGAACGUGGUUGGAACAAUUUGAGUCUUGGAAAUGUAUCUGCUGAUUCUAGACGUGCUCUACGAAAUGGAGCAGAAAAAUUAUCCAAAACCAUAUCAACAGUAAGAACAACGUUUGGUACAAUUUCACAGAAAUUUAGAAGCUCAACACGAAGGCGUCAGAGAUUGGAAGAACAACAAUCUCCUGGCAGCAAUAAUAAAAUACAAACUCCUCAAUCACGCUCACGUCAAUUAUUGGGACGUACACCAACUAAAUUAUACAGUCCUUUUGGUAUUGAAUCUCCUAAGCGUGGUUGGAAUAAAGAGAAUGAUGUUACGACGGUACAAGAGUCACCAGAAAAUCAUUCACGUCAAGUACAAUGCAGGCCCUUCAGCUUUGUAAGAGCCAAAGGAUUCUCUGUGCUAAGAUAAAGCAUUAUUUUUGGGGCUCUUGUGUUAUAAUUUCUUUGUCUUCUAAGAAAUACAUCAAGAAACGCACAUUUAGUACAACUAAGCACUUAAUUUAUUUUAUUCUAAUGAAUAACGAUGCAGCUAUUUAUCUAUUCUAUCAUUAUGCUAAUAAUCAUUUUACAAUGGGAAUUCAUAUUAUUUAAUACCUA